UCCAAACUUGUCAGCACGAUGAGGCUGACAGCAACGACCUGCCCUUUAUGGUAGAUCACAAGAUCAACAAGGACAAGGCUGUUUGUUCACCCCUUUCUCUCCCACGCGCACACCCCCCAUAUCAGCUUGGACAGAAAACGUGGGACGAGUUCACAAGUCUACCCAGGAGCCCAGGAUUAUUCGCCUUAUCUCUAUAUUCCUCCUAGAGGAGAAGGUUUGAUCUCAACUAAUGGCUGUCUCAGAGAUGUCCAUGCUUCGGUACGUUAGGACUCUAAUCCUUUACAUUUUGCUGCUACCUUGCUGGGGUCAAACGAGUCCAAUUCCUUCCCUGGAGGAGCCAUUUUCAGGAGGUCUUGGAGCAGUGGAUGCAUCUUUGCUGGAUCAGGAUGAUAAUGUGGACGUUCAGGCACUUCUAGGCCAGUUCCUCUACAUGUUAAAUUUAACAGAGCAAGAUCCAAAGCCGAGGCCCCAGGCUGCCCGCACUGAGCCACCAGAGUACAUGCUGGAACUGUACAACCACUACGCUAAGGAUCGUAGCAACAGACCUGCAGCAAAUAUUGCACGGAGUUUCAAGAAUGAGGACUCUUCCCCCUAUAGCGUGACAAGAAGAGGUGUGAGGACACACCCCCUCAUGUUCAAUGUCUCCGUCCCACGUCAUGAGCACAUUAUUGCCGCCGAGCUCCGCCUCUACAUGCUGGUACAUCGAGAUCCUCAAUGCAAAAAUGAUAUUGACUGGAAGGUAACAGUUUUUGAGAGGCAAGUGGAAGGCGGUCCUUCAUUUUGGCAUUCUGAGGGUGGAACCGGGGAGAGCAAUUUGACUGGUAUGCAGGAGCUGGUGGUAAGGCAUGGCCAGCUCAAAGAGAGCGGAUGGGAGGUGUUCGAUCUGACUGACGCUGUUCUGCGCUGGAGAGACCUGGAGACCAUGAGCCACUGGCUUGAGCUACAGGUCGAAAGUGUAAAUGAGAGUGAGCUACAGGAUGAAGACAAGAGUGCUAUUUUUAUCAGCUUGGACAUUGAAAGGAGUGCGGGAGGAAAGCAUGAACCAGUGCUGAUUGUCUUCUCAGAUAAUGAAAGUGAUAAGGACCAGUCGAAGAAGAUGAUCCCAGAAGACAACACUGGCCUGUUCGAUUUCAAUGAAUUGUUGGUAGAUGAAAAGGACGACAGCAGCGAACAACAAAACGAGGCCCUUUUAAUGCAAACACGCUCUAACAUGAUCUACGAUAGUGCGCCGCGAACCCGCCGCAAUGCCAAGGGAAACCAAUGCAAGAGGACUGCGCUCUAUGUGGAUUUUAAAGAGAUAGGCUGGGACUCGUGGAUCGUUGCACCACCAGGCUUCGAGGCCUACACUUGUCACGGGGAGUGCAAUUAUCCAUUACUUCCACAAGUGACGCCCACCAAGCACGCCAUUAUCCAAACACUGGUCAAUUUGAAAAGCCCUCAGAAAGCCUCACGAGCAUGUUGCGUGCCCACCAAGCUGGAACCAAUCUCUCUGCUAUAUGAAAAUGAGAACGGCCAUGUCAUUUUCCAGCACAAAUACGAGGGCAUGGUGGUGGCAGAGUGUGGCUGCAGAUGAGAUCUUCAAGCUCUCAUAAACUCUCUCCCGAAUCAGCUGACAACCCAAAUAGACAAGAAUGAGAGGCCUGAUAAGAUGAUAUGAUGACACCAUGAUCCACAAUGAUGUUGCCUUUGUGUGAUAAUUAACAACUCAUCUAGCACCUCUUAGUAGAAGUAUAAAAAAUGUAUUGUGAGUAGCACAGUAGCAUGCUGCUAUGUGAAAUAUACAGACACAUAACCUGGCAUGGAAUGGAUGGAUGUCAUGGAGCAAAAGAGAUGUUAUUGAAAUUUCACUUAAUGUAUAUCUGCUUUUUAUAACGUAGACUAGUGCUUUUUUUAUUGUACAAAAAUAUUUGCUGCAGUCUAGAAUACAGUGCUUUCAGAUCUAUUUCAUAAUUAUAAUAAAGUGAAAAAUAACCUUGGUUUAAAACUCAA
Pangasianodon hypophthalmus (striped catfish) is the source of this 1989-nucleotide messenger RNA. RefSeq names its product bone morphogenetic protein 10-like. Gene Ontology annotation, biological process: SMAD protein signal transduction; BMP signaling pathway. The record is from RefSeq and is a predicted model, not a curated record. NCBI's taxonomy places the organism in Eukaryota, Metazoa, Chordata, Actinopteri, Siluriformes, Pangasiidae. The transcript has 2 exons. Gene Ontology annotation, cellular component: extracellular region. The coding region runs from base 230 to 1573 and encodes 447 amino acids. Gene Ontology annotation, molecular function: cytokine activity; growth factor activity.